AUGCAUUAUGUACAAAAGUAUAUUGAAAACUUUCACCUUCCAAAAAUAAAUAAUACACCACAAAGCAAUGGAAUUAAAACAAAUGUAUCAUUAUAUUGCAAUUACUACAGUUUCUAUUCCCAGAAGGUAUUAAUGGCACUUUACGAAAAAAAUAUUGAAUUUGAACCGCUAUUAAUCGAUAUAACUAGAGGAGAGCAGUAUUCUUCGUGGUUCCUUGAAAUAAACCCACGAGGAGAAAUACCUGUUUUAAAAGUUGAUAAUGUUGUCAUACCAGAUUCCACAAGAAUAUUAGAUUUUUUGGAGGAACACAUAAAUCAAGAAACACCACCGCUAAUAAAUGUAUCUUCAGAUGGCAAAAUAAUGAAAAACAUCAACAUGUUUCGAGAAAUGAUUGAAGCACUGCCAGCUGGGCUUAUAACUAUUGGAUCAUUUUUCCACCCCCAUCUCUGUGGAACUCCAAAAUUACCUUUUAUAUUACCUGUCAGAGAAGUGCUUAAAAAUGGUGAUUUAUCCAACUCCAAAAAUUUAAGAAAACUAGCCAAAGAACAUCCCAAAGCUGAGAAUGUUCUGCUAUAUAAAGCAGAAAUCCAAGAUAGGAAGCAUGAAAUUAUAACCAAUGAAGAAGAAUAUUUAAAAGUACUGAAUGUGGUUGAUGAUGUACUAGGGCAAGUUGAAGAACAAUUAACAAGACAGUACCAAGAAAAUUGGCUGUGCAGUGAACAAUUUAGUAUUGCCGAUAUCAAUUUGGCAGUAUUAUUACAGCGCCUUUGGGAAUUAGGUUUAGAAGAUAGAUUUUGGAGCAAAAGAAAACGCCCCCACGUUGAGCAAUAUUUUGAGAGAGUCAAGGAAAGAGAAUCAUUUAAAAAGACUAUCCCAGGCUUACCAGUUCACAUUAAAAUGAUUAUAACAUCACAACCCCCAGUUUAUCUAGGCGCUGCAAGUGCUGUAUCAGUAGGAAUGGUUUUAGCAACUGUUUAUUUAUUCAAGAAACUUAUUCAUUAA
This is a messenger RNA of Leptosia nina, 1002 nucleotides long. NCBI's taxonomy places the organism in Eukaryota, Metazoa, Arthropoda, Insecta, Lepidoptera, Pieridae. The record is from the annotation of a GenBank genome assembly.